AGAGAGAGAGAGAAUCAAAACGCGAGAAAACACGAACGAAACGGCAGUGAAAGCGAAGCCCUAGAAAUCUCGAAGCCCUAGAAAUCUCAACCAUGGUGGUGGAGGAGGCAGCCAAGACUAUCUCAGCUUCAGAGGAUCAGAGCAAGACGGAGUCGAACAACCCUAAAUCAAUGCAAGACGAGAACGAGCUCGAAGAAGGAGAGAUCGUCGGCGGCGGCGACGACGAGUCGUCGAAGAUGUCGAAGCCGCAGCAGCACCCUCUGGAGCACUCGUGGACCUUCUGGUUCGAUAUCCCGUCGUCCAAGCCCGGCAAGUCCAAGCAAGAGGAUUGGGGCAGCUCGCUUCGCCCGAUCUACACCUUCUCUACUGUUGAGGAGUUCUGGGGUAUCUACAACAAUAUACGCCAUCCAAGCAAGUUGAAUGUGGGGACAGACUUCCAUUGUUUCAAAAACAAAAUUGAGCCAAAGUGGGAGGAUCCUGUGUGUGCUAAUGGAGGGAAAUGGACUCUGACAUUUCCUAAAGGGAAAUCUGAUAAUUCCUGGCUGCAUACGUUGCUGGCACUGAUCGGGGAACAGUUUGAUCAUGGAGAUGAAAUAUGUGGAGCAGUUGUCAAUGUUAGAGGCAGGCAAGAAAAAAUUUCAAUUUGGACCAAGAAUGCAGAAAAUGAGGCAGCUCAGAUGAGCAUUGGCAAACAAUGGAAGAGCUUUCUGGAUAGCAACGAAAAUAUAGGUUUCAUAUUUCAUGAAGAUGCAAGACGGGAGAGAAAUCCCAAGAAUAGUUACACUGUGUGAUCAGUAUAGUGCUGUUUCUAGUACUCAAUGUUUCUGAACCUGAGCAUUGUAUGCUUUAGUUGCGGGAGUGACUAACCAAGUUCCUGCUAAUUGUUCCCCUUCCUCUCGUAUGGCAUAGUUAAACUUUCUUUAAUGAUAAGAAUGAACAUAGAUGUUUCCUUUC
Molecule: messenger RNA, 954 nt
Organism: Fragaria vesca subsp. vesca
Lineage: Eukaryota; Viridiplantae; Streptophyta; Magnoliopsida; Rosales; Rosaceae
Product: eukaryotic translation initiation factor 4E-1-like
Exons: 5
Coding region: 93-791 (232 amino acids)
Biological process (GO): translational initiation
Cellular component (GO): eukaryotic translation initiation factor 4F complex; cytoplasm
Molecular function (GO): translation initiation factor activity; RNA 7-methylguanosine cap binding
Source: RefSeq, a predicted model, not a curated record